GUGGCAAUCACACGAUGAUUUUUCUCAACCAACCACAAAGACAUUGGCACCCUUUAUUUAGUAUUUGGUGCCUGAGCCGGAAUAGUCGGCACCGCCCUUAGCCUCUUGAUCCGGGCAGAGUUAAGCCAACCCGGAGCUCUUCUAGGGGAUGACCAGAUCUAUAACGUAAUCGUAACAGCCCAUGCCUUCGUUAUGAUUUUCUUUAUAGUCAUACCAAUUAUGAUCGGGGGCUUUGGAAACUGAUUAAUCCCUCUAAUAAUUGGGGCCCCAGACAUAGCAUUCCCUCGAAUAAAUAACAUAAGCUUCUGACUCCUCCCACCGUCCUUUCUCCUUCUCCUGGCUUCGUCAGGGGUUGAAGCUGGCGCCGGUACGGGAUGGACAGUCUACCCCCCUUUAGCCGGGAACCUCGCCCACGCAGGGGCCUCCGUUGAUUUAACUAUCUUCUCCCUUCAUUUAGCUGGCAUUUCCUCAAUUUUAGGGGCCAUUAACUUUAUCACAACCAUUAUUAACAUGAAGCCCCCAGCUAUUUCUCAAUAUCAAACCCCGCUUUUUGUUUGAGCUGUGUUAGUUACUGCUGUCCUUUUAUUACUUUCCCUCCCCGUUCUAGCAGCAGGCAUUACUAUGUUACUCACGGACCGAAAUCUAAACACCACUUUCUUUGACCCGGCAGGCGGAGGGGACCCAAUUUUAUACCAACACCUCUUUUGAUUCUUUGGUCACCCGGAGGUCUAUAUUCUUAUUCUCCCAGGCUUUGGUAUGAUUUCCCACAUCGUUGCAUACUAUUCCGGUAAAAAAGAACCCUUCGGGUAUAUAGGAAUAGUCUGAGCUAUAAUAGCCAUCGGACUCCUAGGAUUCAUCGUUUGGGCCCACCAUAUGUUUACUGUCGGAAUAGAUGUAGACACUCGUGCCUACUUUACAUCUGCCACCAUAAUCAUCGCCAUCCCCACCGGAGUAAAAGUAUUUAGCUGACUAGCCACACUACACGGCGGCUCAAUUAAAUGAGAAACACCGCUUCUUUGAGCCCUGGGGUUUAUUUUCCUAUUUACGGUCGGGGGACUCACGGGCAUUGUCCUUGCUAAUUCCUCAUUAGACAUUGUUCUCCACGACACUUAUUAUGUGGUCGCCCACUUUCACUAUGUAUUAUCUAUAGGAGCUGUCUUUGCCAUUAUAGGUGCUUUCGUACACUGAUUCCCACUAUUUACGGGAUAUACCCUCCACAGCACAUGAACUAAAAUCCACUUUGGAAUUAUAUUUAUCGGUGUAAAUUUAACCUUUUUCCCGCAGCAUUUCCUAGGCCUCGCAGGAAUGCCCCGACGGUACUCUGACUAUCCGGACGCCUACACACUAUGAAACACUGUGUCCUCAAUUGGGUCUCUUAUCUCCUUAGUAGCUGUAAUUAUAUUCCUAUUUAUUCUUUGAGAGGCUUUUGCCGCCAAACGAGAAGUAGCGUCAAUCGAAAUAACUUCAACAAACGUAGAGUGACUGCAUGGAUGUCCCCCACCCUACCACACAUUUGAAGAGCCCGCAUUUGUUCAAGUACAAGCAAACUAA
Salvelinus sp. IW2-2015 is the source of this 1551-nucleotide messenger RNA. Lineage: Eukaryota; Metazoa; Chordata; Actinopteri; Salmoniformes; Salmonidae. The record is from the annotation of a RefSeq genome assembly.